Effrenium voratum is the source of this 1272-nucleotide messenger RNA. NCBI's taxonomy places the organism in Eukaryota, Dinophyceae, Suessiales, Symbiodiniaceae. The record is from the annotation of a GenBank genome assembly.
AUGGCUGCUGCAGCUGUUGCGCAGCCAGAAGGUGCUUCUGGAUACGCCGCCUUGCCUCAGCGCCCUGCAGAGGACUGGGUCUGCCACGUGAACAGCGCCAAGAGGAAGAUCCGCAGCGAACUCUCCCUGGAAGACUGGCAGAAAUAUGGCUUCGGGCACAGGAGAGCGGCGGAGUUCGAGGCGUUGGCGGAUUUGGGAGGGCUGCCACGUGAACGCUGGGAGGAGCUAAGCGUCGAGGAGUUCUGGGACAAGUACGAGAAGCCAGGGCAGCCGUGCUUUAUCGCGGGCGUGCCCGCAAAGGAGGGCUGGCCUCGUGAGAGAUGGUCCUGGGAGAGCUUCUUCAAGAGGUAUGGCAAAUCCUCCUUCAAGGUGGGCAAAGACGACCGUGGCGGCUCCGUGCGGCUACGGGCAGACCACUUUGAGCGCUACGCGCAGCAGCAGCAAGAUGACAGCCCUGUCUACUUGUUCGACAACCAGUUCAAGCAUGAGAAGAAGGCCAUCCUGGAUGACUAUAGGGUUCCGUCCUACUUCCCGGACGACUACAUGGGCCUAUGCGGAGACGACCGGCCGCCGUAUCGCUGGGUGGGUGUGGGGCCAAAGAGGAGUGGCACCAUCAUGCAUCAGGACCCUUUGUGCACCUCAGCCUGGAACACGCUGCUGGUUGGCCGGAAGCUCUGGCUGCUGCUGCCCCCGGAGACGCCCAAGAAGGUGGCCAAGGCCAAAGAUGUCAUGCUGCCAGAGGACGACGAUGAAGCGUGCAACCACUUCCUGGACUUGCUGCCGCGGAAGCGCGCGAGGCAGGAUCCUGACUUCAAGCCUUUGGUGUGUGUGCAGCAUGCUGGGGAGACCAUCUAUGUACCGGGCAACUGGUGGCAUUGCGUGGUCAACUUGGAUGAUACUAUUGCUGUGACGCAGAACUACGUUGGCCGCAACAACUUUCCUCAAGUUUGGCGCAGCUGCAGAACAGAGAGGCCCUGCUGGAGUCAGCGCUGGCUGCGGGCCAUGGACCGCCAGUGCCCGGAGCUCGCGGCCUGGGCGCGGCGCCUGAACGCAGAGGAUGGCUUUGACAUGAACGAGCUGCGCCAGAAAAACAGCCAUUUCGACAGGGCUGCGGCUCCUGCAGCACCAGCAGCGGCGCCUGCGCCGCGCGCUGCAGCGGGCGAAGCGCCGGGGCCAAGCGCAGGACGAGCAGGCCUGGUUGGCUCAAUGGCAGCAGGAGGAGGGGGGGAUCAACUCCGACUCCACUGCAAGCACCACGAGCAGCAGUUCUGA